AUGCAAGGUAGAGUUACGAAGAGAAAAAAGAGCAAAUCAAUCCUCAGUAGUUUAAAAAAAGUGCUGUGGGGCAGCGCUCACUCUAUUCGCACUCCAAGGUUAGCGGUAGUUCCAUGUCGGUCGCAACCGUUGGCUAAACUGCGCCGCUUCGAACGCAGGCUGCACCAGGCUUCGGUCAGUUUUGACCCAACCACGUUCACAUCUGCCAUAAUUUGA
Molecule: messenger RNA, 216 nt
Organism: Necator americanus (New World hookworm)
Lineage: Eukaryota; Metazoa; Nematoda; Chromadorea; Rhabditida; Ancylostomatidae
Exons: 3
Coding region: 1-216 (71 amino acids)
Source: RefSeq, a predicted model, not a curated record